Molecule: messenger RNA, 2693 nt
Organism: Melopsittacus undulatus (budgerigar)
Lineage: Eukaryota; Metazoa; Chordata; Aves; Psittaciformes; Psittaculidae
Gene: AR
Product: androgen receptor
Exons: 8
Coding region: 2-2119 (705 amino acids)
Biological process (GO): positive regulation of transcription by RNA polymerase II; androgen receptor signaling pathway; male gonad development
Cellular component (GO): chromatin; nucleus
Molecular function (GO): estrogen response element binding; nuclear receptor activity; zinc ion binding
Source: RefSeq, a predicted model, not a curated record
CAUGGAGGUCCAGCUGGGGGUUGGCCGCGUCUACCCGCGGGCAGGCGGCAGGACCUUCCGCGGGGCUUUCCAGAGCUUUUUCCAGAGCGUAUGCGAGGCUUUCCAGGCGCCGCGGGAGGAGCCCGGCUCCAGCCAGCAGCCGUGUCCGCCGAGCCCCCGGCCGCCUUGCUCGCCCUCCUGCUUGCCACCCCAGGAGCCCCGCGACGCCGGGAAAGCGCUGCCGGCUGGCGGCCCUGCCGUGGGCUCGCCUUUUCCCUGCUCCGGUGAGAUGAGGGAGCUGCUGGGCGAGACGGGCGCGAUGCCGCUGCUGCCGGCGUCCGAGGCCGAGCCGGCGCCCAAGGAGGACCCGUUGGGCGACAGCGCCAGGCAGCUCUGCAGAGCCGUGUCUGCCUCCAUGGGCCUGCCCCUGGAGGCGCCGACCGAGCCGCUGACCCGUGAGGACUGCAUGUUCGCGCUGCCCGCCGGACAGCCCCGUGCCCCUCGCCCGGCGAGCGGGGACCCUCCGCAGGUGCCGCCCGCUCCGGCCGCCUUCGCGGGCGCUGGGGCUGCCGUGGUCGUCGAUGGCCCCGCCGGGUCGGAGCUCUAUCACGGUUCUCCGGAGCCCGCAGCGCGGCCGUUCCCCGGCCUUCUCCUGCCGCCGCCCGCCCACUUCAAGCUGGAGACCCCGCCGGGGCCGGCGGCCGGCAGCAGCUGGGGCAACCUGUGCCGCUACGGCACCGAAAUAGCCCCUCCGGGCCCCGCGCCGCCCCGGCCCGCGUUCCUCACCGAGGAGGGGCCGCUGUACGGGCCCUGCGCCGAGCCGCCCGCCGGGCCCCUCGGUUGCGGCCGUGGUCUGCCCGCAGAGACUGCCGACUUCCCGGCCGACACGUGGUACCCGGCGGGUCGGGCGCACUUCGCCGUCCCGGCCGCCUGCAUCAAGAGCGAGCUGGAGCCCUGGACCGAGGGCUACGCCGGCGCCUACGGGGAUGUCCGGUUGGAGACUGGCCAUGAACAUGUCUUGCCCAUUGACUAUUACUUUCCACCUCAGAAGACUUGCCUGAUCUGUGGGGAUGAAGCAUCUGGGUGCCAUUAUGGAGCCCUCACUUGUGGUAGCUGCAAAGUCUUCUUCAAACGGGCGGCUGAAGGUAAACAGAAAUACCUUUGUGCCAGCCGGAAUGACUGCACCAUCGACAAGCUCAGGAGGAAAAACUGCCCAUCCUGCCGCCUGCGGAAGUGCUAUGAAGCUGGGAUGACUCUUGGAGCCCGCAAGCUGAAGAAGAUGGGCAACCUGAAGACGCAAGAUGAGGUGGAGGCCGCCAACUCAUCCAGCCCCACAGAAGAGCAAGCUCCCAAGAUGGUGAUGACGCACAUUGAUGGGUAUGAGUGCCAGCCCAUCUUCCUCAACGUCCUGGAGGCCAUUGAGCCUGGCGUGGUGUGUGCUGGCCAUGACAACAGCCAGCCGGACUCCUUUUCCAACUUGCUGACCAGCCUGAAUGAGCUUGGGGAGAGGCAGCUGAUCUAUGUGGUCAAAUGGGCAAAGGCUUUGCCGGGAUUUCGCAACCUGCAUGUGGAUGACCAGAUGUCAAUAAUCCAGUACUCUUGGAUGGGCCUUAUGGUGUUUGCUAUGGGUUGGAGAUCGUUCACCAAUGUCAAUUCCAGGAUGCUUUACUUUGCUCCAGAUUUGGUCUUCAAUGAGUACCGGAUGCACAAAUCCAGAAUGUACAGCCAAUGUGUCAGGAUGCGGCACCUCUCUCAGGAGUUUGGGUGGCUUCAGAUCACACUGCAGGAGUUCCUCUGCAUGAAGGCUCUACUAUUCUUCAGUAUUAUUCCAGUAGAUGGCCUGAAGAACCAGAAGCUCUUUGAUGAACUUCGAAUGAAUUACAUUAAGGAACUUGACCGCAUCAUCGCUUGCAAGAGGAAGAGCCCUACCUCCUGCUCUCGGCGAUUUUACCAGCUCACCAAGGUCCUGGACUCCGUGCAUCCUAUUGCCAAGGAUCUGCAUCAGUUUACAUUUGACCUUUUAAUUAAGGCACAUAUGGUGAGCGUGGACUACCCUGAAAUGAUGGCUGAGAUCAUCUCUGUGCAGGUUCCCAAGAUCCUCUCUGGAAAAGUCAAACCUAUCUACUUCCACGCACAGUGAUCUUCUGGAAGGACCUCCCAGGUCUGCCACCCCCAUUUCAGCAAUCUCCUGCCAAUGUUUUCUGCACUACCGCACUGCAGUGCCUUGGGGAAUCCCCUCUACAGAGGUGUGUGCCGGAGGAUGGACAGGGACAAACACUGCCUGCUGGGAUUCCCGGGAUCUGUUUUUCAUGAGGUACCUCUCGAACUGAGCUCCCUGCCUCAGCUUCUGCCUCGGUUCGGCUGCCUCGCUGUGCUGGGACACGGGACUGUGGUGUGGUGGCAGCAGCACCCUGCUUGUGCUCUCAUGUGUGUGUUUUCCACAGUGACUCAGUGAUCAGGACAAAUGGCAGCGGUUGUUGGGUUUGGUGUUUUUUAAAAGCAGAACCAGGACAAGACCAGAAGCAGGUUGAACCUGUAAGUGUGGCUGGGGGUUACUUCACUGGCCUUCUUCAGGACUUUUACAUUGCAUUCAUGGUGCUGGGAAGCAGAUGAGUUAAAAUACUGCAAUAGAGAAACAGAGAAGAGUUGGGGGAUGAGAUGAACUUGCAGCCUGAUGACUUGGCAGGGCCUGCUGCUGUCACAAAGCCACCGUG